UUUAAAAUUAACUUUUAAGUUUAGUUCUUAUAUAUCUUAUAUUAACUUAAAUAUUGUUAAAUCUUGGGACUUUUGACAUUUCAAAUGAAAUGUAGCAGUGUCUAUUGUGCGUGUGUUGAAAAUGUUGAAGAUUCGUCUUAUGAGUAGGAAUCGGACGAUUCUAGGAUCAGACGUUUAGGGGUGCUCAGCCCCUAAUGAGAAUGUAGCAUGCAUACAAUGACUUUCAAAAGUAUUCACUAAUUGGUGGAGAGUAUAAGUAGGCCUACUAGAGAGGAGCUGGUGCAGAGCAGAGCGGGAGCUUGGACGGUUAGGACCAGAGCAUGUUUGUGACUGUGUUCCUGCUUCUGGUCACUCUGUGUGCCCAGGGAGGAAAUGGCGAGGAGAGAGAGGAGGCGCAGAGACCCGGCCAUGUGUCGGUGGUGAUAGUGGGAGGCACAGGUGACCUGGCAAAGAAGUACCUGUGGCAGGGCUUCUUCCAGCUGUACGUUAACCAGGUCAGCAGUGGAAACACCUUUUCCUUCUACGGCGGAGGACUGUCACCUGCUGACCAGGCCACAUCGGUCCUCUUUGAGAUCCUGAAGGCGGUGUCCUGCUCGAAAGAUGUAUCGCAAGAGCGCUGUGCUCUGCUGAAAGAGCAGUUCAUCAGGCUCUCAAAGUAUAAGCAGCUUAAGACCUUAGAGGACUACCAGGAUCUGGACAAGCACAUAGAGCAGGAGCUUCAACAAGAGGGAAUACUAGAGGCAGGAAGACUCUUCUACCUCUCAGUACCAGCCUUUGCAUAUGCAGAUAUUGCUGAUAAGAUCAAUAGUAGUUGCAGGCCAACCAGCAGGGCCUGGCUGAGGGUGGUGCUAGAAAAACCUUUCGGACAUGACUACAGGAGUGCUCAGGUACUUGCAACUCAGCUCGGGAGCUCCUUGAAAGAUGAAGAAAUGUACAGAAUUGACCAUUACCUGGGAAAGCAGGUGGUUGCAAAGAUACUUCCAUUCAGAAAAGAGAACAACAAGUUUCUGGAUCCCAUCUGGAACAAGCACCACAUCGAGAGAGUGGAAAUUGUAUUGAAAGAGACCCUGAAUGUUAAAGGUCGUAUUCCCUUCUAUGACCAAUACGGGGUGGUCAGAGAUGUGCUACAGAACCACCUGACUGAGGUCAUGACCCUGUUGACUGCGAGGCUUCCCAUGAAUCUGAGCAGCAGUGAGGAAGUCCUCCGAAACAAGUUGCAGAUCUUCCGCUCCCUGUUGCCUCUAGGGAAAAAUCAAGCUGUGAUUGGCCAGUAUCAAACAUACAAAACAGAGGUUCAGCAGGAGCUGAAUAAGACAAAAGAUCACGUCAGUGUCACACCAACAUUUGCGGCUGUAUUGGCAUACAUCGAUGAGGCCCAGUACGAAGGUGUGCCAAUUCUAUUGAUCUCAGGGAAGAUGUUAGAUGAACGUGUGGGAUAUGCUCGCAUACUUUUCAAGAAUGACAUGUUUUGCCUUCAGAACCACAACAGCAUUCACUGCAAGCCCAAACAGAUUGUUUUCCACUUUGGGCAUGGCAGCCUUCAAUAUCCAGCUGUUCUCGUUAGUAAGAAUUUAUUCAAGCCAGUUUUAAUGGACAGCGAGUGGAAGGAAGUGACAGAGCAUACAGAUGUCAAUGUUCUGGGUUUGCAUAUUUCAGACUACUAUGUGCAAACUCCGACAGAGCCGAGGGAAGCCUAUUCAGAACUUAUUUCUCACAUUUUUGCUGGACGCAAGAAUAGUUUCAUUAGUACUGAAAAUCUGCUGGCUUCCUGGGGCCUAUGGACACCACUACUCAAUAGCCUCGCCAGCUCUUUUCCCCGCAUCUACCCAGGAGGUUCCGACAAUGGAGACCUGCUGGACGUCCGUGUGAGAGGGAAAGACAUCAGCUACAACAGUGAGGUGGUGAUAAUCAGCAAUGACCAGAUGGGUGGCGCGUCUGCAAAAGAUUUCCAAGUGAUGCAAGGCAAAUUUCGUAGUGCUGAUAUGGUGUCUGCCUGGGCAGAGGAGCUAGUGGAGAGGCUUGCUGCAGACAUGCAGGAAGCAGCAGAGGCAGCAGUGCGCGAGGGUGGCGUUUUCCAUCUUGCCCUCUCUGGCGGCUCCACUCCCCUCGCUCUGUUCCAUCGGUUAGCCCUGCACCACUUCUCCUUCCCCUGGAAGGAGACCCAUGUGUGGAUGGUGGAUGAGCGCUGCGUGCCUCUGACUGAGCUGGAGUCUAACUUCCGCAGUCUGCAUGACCAUCUACUGCAACAUGUGAGGAUACCCUAUUACAACAUCCACCCCAUGCCCGUGCAGCUCAACCAGCGUCUGUGUGUGGAGGAGGACGGAGGAGCGCUGCUUUAUGAGCAAGAGGUCAGCAAGCUGGUUAAUGGCUCCAGCUUCCACUUUGUACUGCUGGGAGUCGGCUACGACGCCCACACAGCCUCCCUGUUCCCUGGUAGCAAAGUGGAUGAACUUGGGGAGAGUCUGGUGGCCCUCACUGAGAGCCCCAUCAAGCCUCACCAGCGGAUGAGCCUCACUUUCAGUGCCAUUAACAGAGCCCACAGGGUUGCUCUUUUAGUUAUGGGCAAAGGGAAGCAUGAGCUGAUCACCCAGCUGAGCCGAGUGAAGGACAACCCAGACAAAUGGCCUGUCACCGGGGUGAAGCCUGCUAAUGGCAGACUUGUUUGGUAUAUAGAUUAUGAUGCACUUUUAGGAUAGGAAUUACAUUCCCAACUUUUAGUUAGACAGAGCUGAUUUAAUUAAACAGCUGGUUGGUGGAAGUGAAUGUAUGAGCCAGCAAAUACAAAGGGCAAUUUUGGUAUUUUUAACCUUGGGCCCAAUUUUCACAUAUUUCAGUGUCAAAAUGACUAUUGGGUACAAAACGUUGUGUGCAGUAGAUGUCUUCAGCCGUCAGAUGCAAUCUGGAUCUGUCAAAAUUACGUCCACAAAUAGGGGUGCUGCUUUUUGCCACCGACAAGCUCGGACUGUUAUAUGAUGUGUCGAACAACAUCAUGGAAAGGAUCCCUAAGAGUGACUCCCAGUGACAUCCUUUGUUUUUAACACAAAAUUGAAGUUUCACUCAAGGACAGUUCUCACUCUGAAAUCUUGUGAGGAGCGAGUUGUUGCAGGAAGACGACGGUGGAAAGAUGAGACACAGUUUGAGAGAGGAGUUUGUUGCUUUGUAGUAACGUUAGGAUAUAGUCUUGCUAGCAGCUCCUCUAUGUACAGUACACAACAAACUCCUCUAACUCGUUUCCAUCUGCGUUGCAACAACUCGCCUUUUACGAAAUUUCAGAGCAAGAUUCCAAAACAUUUUGUACCUACUAGUUAUUUCAACCAAAAUAUGUAAAAAUAGGGCCCAGGUUCAAAAAUACCAAAAUUAUCCUUUAAAGAACUAGUGGUAUUACAUGUUUUAGCUUAUUAAAAACGAAUCACACGUACUGAACAAUUAUACUUUUUUUUUUUUUACUUUGAUCAAAAUAAGAAAUCCAUUACAGAUAUCAUAGCAGUGCAAAAAAUUUACAGAAAGCUGUUUUAAAAAAAAGUCCCGUGUUGGUGGAUUCACAUGCACAUGGGAAAACAUACAAUUGACACUGGGAAAAAUACAUUGUGAAGUUCAUAGUGUCUUACAUUAAAAGGACUGCUGUUCAGCUGCUUGAAUGGUGUGGUGUUGGAGUUUUCCAUCACAUGAAUGCACCAGCAAGAAAGAGUUGCAGCUAAAUUGCAAUUUAGCAAUAACAUAACUUGGUAAAAGUUGGUAUUUUUGCCCCAUGUUUUUGUGUCUAUGUGACUAAUUGGAACAUUGUCUGAAAUUGGUCCAGUAGUGAACGAGCACACUGCAAAUAGGCAACAGUGAAACAGGGCUUCACUGGGCAAUGGCGCCCCGACAGGCUCAGAUUGUUAUUGUAGUGUCUGACAAGAUUAUAGCAUGGACUCCUAUGGAGAUAUACCUUUUUGUUUAAUCAGAAACAGUCGCUAUAUUGGUGUCAUCAAAGACACCAGACUCCCUUCACAAAAAACAUAAUUUUACCUCUCUGAUCCACCGCUGCCUCGAUCAGUUAAUUACUUUGUGUUAUUGUGUGACUUUGGUGUUUAUAAUAUCCCUUUAGAACACGAAGUCACAAAUUAACACAAACAAAAACAACAAAGUCAAACAAUAACACAAACAAACUCACUGACCAAGGCAGCAGUAGACCAGUAACUCCCAUGUUCUUUGUGGUAAAAUUACUGUUUUUGUGAAGGGAGAGUGGCAUAAUGACUGUUAGUAGUUUUUUUUUUUUUCUUACUCUUAAAAAAGUUCUAUCACUGUAGAUCCGUUUGACACUGUUGCUAGACACCUCUAAUAACAAUCUGAGCCUAUCAGUGGCAAAAACAAGCACUUGCGUGGGCGUACUUUGAUGGUGCGCAAUAGCCCGAAAGGAUUAUGUUGCAGCCCUGUUUUGCCUCUGCCAACUACAGCACACUCGCUCAACACUGGACCAAUUUCCAAGUUGAAAACUUUGCCUUUAAAAGCUAGGCUUCAGUCAAAAGCUUUGUUGGAGGAAUGUAAAGUACUGAGAUUUGUAGUUAAUGGGUUAAAAAUUGCUGGUACAGUCCUUUUUUAUUUAAAACUGCAAUCAAAUCUUUUUCUGUGUGCGAGUGUGUAGAGAGUGAAAUGAUUAUUCAGAUUUUUCUAAUUAUGUGUGAGAGGAGUGACAGAGUAUGUAGCUCUAUAUGAAAAUCUGAUGUUGUAAACAUCUGGAGCCGAAAGCCAAUUCCCACAAACACAAAGAUUUAUGUACUUAUAACCCAGGGUGUUUGUAUGAUCUCAGGUGAAUUUGUGAAUCUAAUCUACACUUCUUGAUUGUAUGUUUUCUUUUGUUGAGUGGCAGUGACCCACUUAAACUUUCAUCAGUGAGUAAAAAAAAAAGAGACUGAAAUGUGACUGUUCCCAUAAAUAAUAUAUUUUGUUUGUAUGUUAAUAAUAGAAAUACGACCAUUUUGUUCUUGAAAUGUUUCAGGUAAUUCAAAACAUUUGGUGCUUCACUAAUAAAAAAGCACAUUCCUCACCCGUAGA
Messenger RNA from Micropterus salmoides (largemouth bass), 5034 nucleotides. RefSeq names its product hexose-6-phosphate dehydrogenase (glucose 1-dehydrogenase) (gene h6pd). The coding region runs from base 321 to 2696 and encodes 791 amino acids. Gene Ontology annotation, cellular component: endoplasmic reticulum. The record is from RefSeq and is a predicted model, not a curated record. The transcript is spliced from 5 exons. Gene Ontology annotation, molecular function: NADP binding; glucose-6-phosphate dehydrogenase activity; 6-phosphogluconolactonase activity. Lineage: Eukaryota; Metazoa; Chordata; Actinopteri; Centrarchiformes; Centrarchidae. Gene Ontology annotation, biological process: pentose-phosphate shunt; pentose-phosphate shunt, oxidative branch; glucose metabolic process.